AUGCAGGCCAAGAGCGGCGACAUGACAGUCGGGGUCCGGCGCGGGGAUGUCGUGGCUCGGCGGGACCAGGCCUUCUGGCAGAAGGCCCACGGCGCCCUGUUCGGCCUCGCGGGCCAGAUGACCGCCGGCCAGGUGGCGGACACCUUGCUGGCCGUCGCGACCGCGCAGCUGUGCCCGGUGAACCUGCUCGAGGGGCUCCAGGACCAGCUCCGGCGGCUGCGCGGCGAGCUCGAGGCAGACGAGGCCAUCACCUGCGCGUGGGCGCUGUGCUCCAUGCAGCUGCUCUCGGAGGGGCUCCACCCCGAGCUGCUGGAGCGGGCUGUGGGCGGGGAGCUCGCGGGCAAGCAGGCGGGCCAGCUGCGACAGGUGGCCUUGACGAUGGAGCUGGAGCCCGCCGCCCUGCGGGCGCGCGAGGCGUUGCCAGAGCGGCUGCGGGCGCGGCUCCGCGAGCGCGCGGACGCGGGUGCAGAGCACGGCCAGGGCGACGAGGGCGUCGCGGAGGAGCUGGCCGAGCUGCUGGGCGAGAGCGGCGCGGGGCUGGCGCUGUCCGAGCAGGUGGGGGGCUUCUACGUGGUGGACCUGGCGGUGCGGCCGCGGGAGGGCCCGCCGAUCGCCGUGCUGCUCGACGGCGCCCUACGGGGGCGUUGGCCGACCACCUGCACCGGGGCCUGGCCGGGCCGGCCUUGCCCCACGGGCUCAGGAUCGGUGCGUGCUCGCCGCUCUCCCCUGGCCGAGCCGGGGGGGCGGCGCCCACCGACCGCGGGCCCAGGGCUCGCCUGGCGCAGCGCAGCGGUGCAGGUGCUCAAGUGUCGGCACCUGCGCCGGCUGGGCUGGGCCGUCGCCUGGCUGCCAGCGCCCCGCUGGCGCUUCGGCUCGGACGAGGACCAGCGCGGCAUCGCCGCGGCGCUGCUCUCCGAACUGAACAGCCACGCCCGCCCGGUGGCAUUCCGCGUGCCGUGGUGCCGCUCGCUGCGGGCAGGCGGCUCGAGGGCGCCCAAGGGGCGGCAGCGGGCCUGGGCCGGGCCUCUGCGGCAGCCCGCCAUGGCGCCGCAGCCGCGGCCGGCCGGGCCCACCAGCGGCGGAGGCCCUGCCUUCGGCCUCCUGCCGGCCGCCCUCGUCGGCGUCGCUGCCGCGAAGCUUGCGACGGGCGACCUCUGGGGGGGCCUCGGCCUCGUCCUCCUGCUGCUGCUGGGGUCGUGCUCCCCGGCGACUGGCUCGGAGCAGUGCAGCUUCCUCCUCGCUCGCGGCUACUCCCUGCUGGCGGUGGCCGUGGCCUUCCGGGACGUCCUGCUCGGCAUGCGCUUCCUCCACACUCCGAACACGGGAUCAACGGCCGAGGGGCCCUCCUGGCCGCGAUGUUGUCCUACACCGUCCCGACCUUGCUGCUGCUGUCGGCCCUGGGCCGCGACGACAGGACGCUGA
This is a messenger RNA of Prorocentrum cordatum, 1422 nucleotides long. NCBI's taxonomy places the organism in Eukaryota, Dinophyceae, Prorocentrales, Prorocentraceae. The record is from the annotation of a GenBank genome assembly.